Molecule: messenger RNA, 1548 nt
Organism: Chilo suppressalis (striped riceborer)
Lineage: Eukaryota; Metazoa; Arthropoda; Insecta; Lepidoptera; Crambidae
Source: the annotation of a GenBank genome assembly
AUGUUGAUAUCGAACACAAUUUGGUCUACAGUUCUGUUUGCCGCAACUGUGAACUCAGCUCGUAUAUUAGGAGUGUUUCUAUUACCAUCUAUAAGCCAUCAGUUCGUUUUCAGAGCGUUAACAUUGGAACUUGCGAGAAGAGGACACGAACUGGUUGUGAUAACCACGGACCCAGUCUUCCACAAAACAAGACCACCAUAUAAUAUCACCGAAAUUGAUGUCAGUUUUAUUUAUGAAAAUUUUAGAAAAAUUCAGAAUGUGCUUUAUCAAGCAGAAACAAUCAUUGCAGUCGACAUAUAUAAAAUGUUUUUAGAACUAUAUAUUGAGGAAAUGAAGCAUCCAGACGUAGAAAAACUGAUUCAAGACAAAAGUCAAAAAUUUGAUUUGAUUAUAAUAGAAGGUGUUCUAAAUUAUCACCUUAUAUUUACCGAGAUAUUUAAUGCUCCAGUAAUUCUCAUGACAUCAUUUAAUGGUCUCACUGAAAACUUUGAAAUUGUGGGUGCCGUAGCCCAUCAUCCCAUUUUCUACCCAUUAAUAAUGAGAAAAAAAUUUAGUAAUUUGACUCUCAUCGAAAAAAUAUCCGAGAUAAAAGAGGAAUACGAAUAUAUGAAGGUGAUGUAUCUAGUUGAAGAAUACGAAAAUCAACUGCUUAAACUCAAAUAUGGUCCUUAUACCCCAACAGUUUCAGAAUUAAAAAAUAACGUUGAUUUUCUUUUCAUAAACUCAAACCAAAUGUUUUGCAACAAUCGACCAGUGCCCUCAAACGUAGCUUUUGUAGGACCACUACACCUGCAACCGUUAAAAGAAUUGCCACAGGAAUUAAAGUCGUUCUUGGACAAUUCAAAAACUGGUGUGAUUUACGUCAGUCUGGGAACUAACGUAAGACCAUCUCUUGUUAACCAAGAAUUGAUAAAUUCGUUUUUGGAUGCUUUUGAAGAACUCCCUUAUAACAUAUUAUGGAAAUUUGAUAAGAAAGUCUUAAAAAGAAUCCCAAAAAAUGUGAAAAUUCAAGAAUGGUUCCCUCAAAGAGACUUAUUAGCACACCAUAAUAUUAAACUGUUUGUAAUGCAAGGAGGUUUGCAAUCUACUGAUGAAGCUAUUGAUGCUGGAGUACCAUUAGUCACUAUUCCAAUCCUCGCAGACCAAUUUUUCAAUGCACACAAACACGUACAAUUUGGUAUUGGGUUAAGUCUUGAUGUCACCACGCUAAAUGCUAAAAUACUGAUUGAUGGAAUAAAAAAGGUCAUAAAUGACGAAAGUUAUAGAGACAACAUCAGGAAACUUAAAGAAAUCAUAAACGACCAGCCUCAGACUCCGAUGGAACGAGCAGUGUGGUGGACGGAGUACGUUAUACGACAUAAAGGUGCUCGUCACUUACGCUCUCCGGCUGCUAACAUCUCCUGGGCUGAAUACCUCAUGGCUGAUGUCCUUAUAGCAUUAGCUGCAAUCAUUUUCGCCUCAACUUUAGCAAUCGUUUUAGUCAUAAGAUUUGUUUUAAAAACACUUUUGACGAUUGCGAUACCUUAUCCCAAAACAAAACUAAAUUGA